GGAGCCGCCUCCACCGUGCGGCCCGCGACGGAGAGGGAGUUGGCGCCGGCCGGGAGGCAUGGCGGGUCGCCGGGCGCCGGGGGAGAAGCGCUGGCAGCUGGUGCGCUGGUAUGUGCAGGAAGGGCGGUUCCGAAUUGAGGAGAGGACACUGACAGCCUUCCAAUGGCUCUACAGCCCCCAGCAGCAUCGCAUCCUCAGCCGUGCUGACCUUGAGUAUCCCUCCAGGAUCGACAAGACCAUGCUGGCGAGCCUGAAGGUCAAGAAGCAGGAGCUGGCCAACAGCUCGGAUGUGACCCUCCCAGACCGGCCGCUGUCCCCUCCUCUCACUGCGCCUCCCACCAUGAAGUCAGCGGAGUUCUUUGAGAUGCUGGAGAAAAUGCAGGGGAUCAAGCUUGAAGAGCAGAAGCCGGGACCCCAGAAGAACAAGGACGACUACAUUCCGUACCCCAGCAUCGACGAGGUGGUGGAGAAGGGAGGCCCAUACCCCCUGAUCGUCCUGCCCCAGUUUGGGGGCUAUUGGAUCGAGGACCCUGAGAACGUGAGCACGCCGACCUCCCUGGGCAGCAGCAUCUGUGAGGAGGAGGAAGAGGACAACCUCAGCCCCAGCACGUUUGGCUACAAGCUCGAGUGCAAGGGUGAAGCCAGGGCCUACCGCAGGCACUUCCUGGGGAAGGAUCAUUUAAACUUCUACUGUACCGGCAGCAGUUUGGGGAACUUGCUCCUGUCCAUCAAGUGUGAGGAGGCGGAUGGUAUUGAGUACCUUCGGAUCAUUCUCAGGUCCAAAGUGAAGACAGUACAUGAGCGGAUCCCCUUGGCCGGACUGAGCAAGUUGCCCAGCGUCCCUCAGAUUGCAAAGGCUUUCUGUGAUGACGCAGUGGGGCUGAAAUUCAACCCUGUCCUGUACCCCAAGGCCUCCCAAAUGAUCGUGUCCUACGAUGAGCAUGACGUCAACAACACAUUCAAAUUUGGGGUCAUUUAUCAAAAAGCCAGGCAGACCCUGGAGGAAGAGCUGUUUGGGAACAGUGAGGAGAGCCCAGCUUUCAAGGAGUUCUUAGAUCUGCUGGGAGACACCAUCACGCUGCAGGACUUCAAAGGUUUCCGAGGAGGCCUGGAUGUGACCCAUGGACAGACGGGGGUGGAAUCAGUGUACACGAUAUUCCGGGACAGGGAGAUCAUGUUUCACGUCUCCACAAAGCUGCCGUUUACCGAGGGAGACACCCAGCAGCUCCAGAGAAAGAGACACAUUGGGAAUGACAUCGUGGCCAUCAUCUUCCAAGAAGAAAACACACCGUUUGUCCCAGAUAUGAUUGCCUCCAACUUCUUACAUGCCUACAUUGUCGUGCAGGCUGAGAACCCGGGCACGGAGACCGCAUCCUACAAGGUCGCAGUCACCGCACGGGAAGACGUGCCUGCCUUCGGCCCACCUCUGCCCAGCCCCCCUGUUUUCCAGAAGGGCCCGGAGUUCAGGGAGUUUCUCCUCACCAAGCUCACCAAUGCAGAGAAUGCUUGCUGCAAGUCAGACAAGUUUGCAAAGCUGGAGGACCGGACGAGGGCCGCCCUCCUGGACAACCUUCAUGAUGAACUCCACGCCCACACUCAGGCCAUGCUGGGACUGGGCCCAGAAGAGGACAAGUUUGAGAAUGGGGGCCAUGGGGGAUUCCUGGAGUCUUUUAAGAGGGCCAUCCGUGUGCGCAGCCACUCCAUGGAGACCAUGGUGGGCAGCCAGAAGAAGCAGCAUGGCGGGGGCAUCCCCGGCAGCCUCAGCGGGGGCAUCUCCCAUAACAGCGCGGAGGUCACCAAGACUACCUUCUCGCCUCCGGUGGCAGUGGCAACAGCGAAGAACCAGUCACGGAGCCCCAUCAAGCGGAGGUCGGGGCUCUUCCCCCGUCUGCACACGGGCUCUGAAGGCCAAGGGGACAGCCGGACACGAUGCGACAGUGCAUCCAGCAACCCGAAGACCCCAGAGGGCGGACACUCUUCUCAGGAGAUAAAGUCCGAGACCUCAUCCAAUCCCAGCUCUCCGGAAAUCUGCCCCAGCAAGGAGAAGCCCUUCAUAAAGCUGAAGGAGAAUGGCCGAGCCAACAUCUCCCGCUCCUCCUCCAGCACAAGCAGCUUCAGCAGCACGGCAGGGGAGGGCGAGGUCAUGGAGGAGUGUGACAGUGGGAGCAGCCAGCCGUCCACAACCUCCCCCUUCAAGCAGGAGGUGUUUGUCUACAGCCCGUCCCCAAGCAGCGAGAGCCCCAGCCUGGCGGCAGCCACCGCCCCCAUCAUCAUGAGCCGGAGUCCGACAGACGUCAAAAGCAGAAACUCCCCGAGGUCAAACCUGAAAUUCCGCUUUGAUAAGCUCAGCCAUGCCAGCUCCAGUGCGGGUCACUAAUGUGAAAGAGGAGUCCUUCGCUUGUCAAAGGGAAGCCCGAUUCUGUCUUGGAGAAGGCUCCUAUUCCAGCAGUUUGGGGGUGCCGUCCACUACUCUGACCGUCACAGGCCUGCUUCUGCACUGGUCACCUGCCCACCAGACCAGCUGUCUGUCCCAGUGUCCUGACCUGGCCACAGCCUUGCCCAUCCCUGCCAGCACCUCCCCCUCUCUGGACAAGGCCUCAUUCCUCCAGGCUCCCCCUGCUCCUGACCGCCUGAUGUGAUGUGUGUCUGGGUCUUUUGUCAUCUUGUUCUGUCUGCAGGGGAGCGAGUUGGGCAAGGGGGGAUCUGGGUACCGGUCAGAGUCCAGAGAAGUAGAGAGAGUGGUGAGGUGGGCAGCAGAGACUGACAGCAGGAUGCUGCGCCCAGGCAGGGGCAGCGCCGUGUCCUGGACACGGCAGGAAGGAGGCUGUAGCCACAGCAAAUGCAUUUAGUGGUGGUGGAGGGACCAUUUUUCCAGGAACCCAGAUUUGUAGCCAUCCUCGAAGGUGUCCUGAUAGAAGUCGGUUCUGCCGCUCCCACAUGUCUGGAGAUCCCAAACUUCUAUUUGCUUCUGUGCUGGGAGUUUCUUAUCCAUCUGCUGACAUCAGGCCCAGGUUGCCUCUGUCCCUGCUGCCUGUGUAUCUUGAGCCACGAGGCCGGUUGAAGCUGAGACCCAGCUGGGGGUGUGCGGGAGCGGGUGCCGGGUUCUUCCUGGACGUCCUCAUUUCCCACAGGCUCCUGAUGUGGUGGCAGUGGGAGAAGCCAUCAGUCUCUCCCCUCUGAGCAGACUCUUUUCCCUUGAAGGGGUGGGCAACGGGAGCGGGAAGGCCUUCAGGGAGAGCCAGCAGCAAGUCCCGGGCACUUGGCCAAGGAAAACCUCAAGGCCCAGGGCUACGCCGGGAUCCAGGUCUCUGCUGGUGGUGGAGGUUCGUGGGAGGCGUAGAGAGUUACUUCAGCCCACCCACUUAGGCGGGAGCCCGAGAGAGGGGUAGGUGGGCCCCCUAAGAAACAGACCUGAGAAGUGGCCUCUACCCUCUGUUUGCUAAUGGGGGUGCUCUGGGCAGGAUCUGAAAUGUGAGGGACAACUGGUCAGGUUGGUUGGGCCAUGUGUGGGUGUAGAUCUUAGGUGUGGGAAGGGGUGGUGUCCUUCUGCAGUUUAUGUGCCUGGCCUCUGCGGGGGCCCAGUGCUCUGGGGGGCUCUUUCCGGCUACCAAGCCCUUUGGUCCUAGCAGGGCUUGAUCCCUCCACCACACUACCCCUAAGUCCUCCUCUUCCCCUCUGCAGCCACAAGAAGCCUGUAGGCAUUUGUCACAUCGGUGGGAUUCCUGCAACCUGGGUCCCAGCUGGGUGCAGUUCAGACACUGCCUGUCACCUGCACCCUCAGCCAGAGCCACCUUUGCUGGGCUGAGCCAGCUCGCUCUCUGAGAAGCGGCCCCUCCUCCCUUCUCACCCAUCUGAGUCUGCAGUGCGGCAGGUCAUUUCUGCUGACUGGCCGUGGUGGGGUUUAAGGCGAGGUAUCCUCCAAGUUAAACAGAGUCUGAAGAGCAGACCCUUGAGGUGCUACAGCUCCAAGUGUGCAUGGGGCCUUAGUGACUCGGGGCUGCCAGGGUGACACAGGCUGGGCACCUGCUUUAUUGAGCAGAGGACAAGGAUUUCCAACCAAAUGCUUUAUUUGCAUUGGGAUCUGGGCCUAUUCCCAAGGCAAGACAUAUAAAUGUUACACUUGUUUUUGACUGAUGUGACAAUUUCCCUGUUGCUUUUGCUUUUAGAGCAAAACCUUGAUCCUUCAUCCCCAACUCACGUGGACUUUGUGGGAUCCUAUUUACAGGCUGGGUGGACCUCUUCCCUCAUGCUAGAAAUGUGUUUACUUAAAGUACUAGUCCGGUAAGAUUUAUUCUAGUUAGAAGGUCAACAAAUGUCUGUUUAGCUUUUAUUAAAAAUCCCUGUAGCGGCACCCACUGCUAGGCCUGCGGAUUCUGGCAGCGUUCUGUUGGCUGGGUUUCUGAAGGAACUUGAAAGGUCAAACUGUAUUUCUUUAAAAACUGUUCCAGGUUCUGGCUCGCUUCUCUGGGUAGCUGGUAUUUACAGCUGCCUGGUGGUUGAGCUGUGCUGUGUUUGUCGUGGUCUGGGGGUGCUCUGGGGUUUUCAGGUUGUCUCCAUUCUGUCCUGCUUGAGAACCUUACGGCCACCUUCCCCCACUGCUCUGUCUGCUCUCCCUGCAGGCCCCACCUCCUGGGAGGGCUUUGCCCCCUGCCUCUGAGCCAGUGGCCAGGAUGGCUGGGUGUGUCCAGAGAGACUGAGAGGCGUAGGUGGGCCCCCUAAGAAACAGACCUGAGAAGUGGCCUCUACCCUCUGUUUGCUAAUGGGGAUGCUCUGGGCAGGAUCUGAAAUGUCCCUCCCUCUGGGUCCUGCCUCACCACAUCUAGAAAGUUCAUUCUGGUCAUUCUGGCUUCCGGACCAGCCCCCGUGAAGUCCCAGGGCUGAGGGGGAGGGGGAGAACAAGGACAGGACAGUCUCCCUUUGCCCCUCUGGACCAUGGGACAGGCAGCUUGGGUUCCUGGAGGCUGCUUUUCCAUCCCCCUCUUGCAUCUGCUUUGCUCCAAAAUGUCUUUCCUUUUAUUGCCCCAUCCAGUCUUGGGGCUCAAAGGUUGCUCAGGCCUCAUCAGACCUUGUGACUAGACUCAUCCUGAUGGUGCUCUUGCUGGUAUUUGAGGUGUCCCAUAGGAGAAGUGUUUCCUGGACGUAUCUCUGGCUCUGGGACCUGCCUGACUCACGGAAGAAACUAUACUUUUCAGGCUCUGUCGGGCAUCCAUAUGCCUCUGCUGAGUUGAUGCUUAAAAACAGAUGCAGAAAGAGCUAGAGAGAGAAGGUCUCAGCUAGAGUUUCUGUCUGUGCUAACGAACGGAAAUGGUGUUCUGGGAAAAAUACUCUGUGGUUCAGCCUUGUCAGCUUCAUCUCCAUGUCCAAGCCUUCCGGGCCCCUUCUUAGCAUCUAAUCCGACCGUGUCACCUUCCAGUUGAGAAACUUCAGCUCCAGUGAAGGGAAAACAACUUGCUUGAGGUCACAUAGCCAGCUGGUGACAAAGCUGGGAUGAGAACCCACAACCAGGGCCCUUUCUUUGGCACCACCUAUGGGGUUGGUGGAACAAGUGACUGCAUUUACUGCAUUUGGAGAAGCCAGUAAGCGGGUGCCUCGGCACUGGCUGGGAGGUGUCAGCAGCCAAGGGUGCUGGUGGACCUCAGUCUCUGUUCUUUUCAUCAGGGGGGAUGUUCCCUGGGAUUUUUUAGUGAGAGCCGUGCGGUUUUGGCUGCGGCUUCGGCAAAGAAAACAAAGAGGGAAAGAGAUUCCCAGGGACUGUUCCUCGGUGACAUCAGUUCUUCAACCCUUGUCUGUAAUGGGGGUGGAGACCAGGGGAGAGAUGCAGUUAACCAAACCUCGCUUUCCCCUUUUUAAGUUAAGGAGAAAAGUGGUAAAAGAAAACUCUUUGACUCUCCCUGAUCCUUAAACAAAGGUGGUCAAUAAAAACCUAGGCUCAAGGGACGAGAGCCGGUUUCAUGUUCCUACCCUAACUGUUUAAGGUGCCAACUCAAACACUACCUUCAUUCAAUUCUGAGUCAACAGAGACAGGUCUGUUGCGGGGGAAUGAUCAGGGUUCAAGUAGAUCUUAUGGCUACCCGUGGCUGGCAGGGACCCCACAGGUCCUCCCCCAGACACCAGGUGCCCAUCUCUCAGAGGCAGGGUGAGUCAGCAGUUUGCCAGGGCUGUCCCUGCAGCCUGGGGGCCCGGCUGGGACAUUUUGCUAGCCUCUGAUGGCUGUUUUACCACCAGUUCCUUACCCACUGCCAUCCCACAGCUCCCUCCUUUCAGCUUUGGGAGAAAACCCCCACUAAGGCCAAGGACAGAAGAGCCCUGCCUGGUGAGAGACUCCUGGGGGCAGGGGCACUGUCCUGUGCCUUAUCAGCCCCAGGGGGAGGGUGUUUGGCUGGAAGACUGGAAUUUAAAUGCCGUCGUUUCUGAUUUUGUGACAUUUCUGCUUGGAAGUGUCAAUCCCCCCUUCCCGCUCCUUAGCAUGUGUGCCAGCUCUCCCCUGUCCUGGGCAUUGCCUUUCCACACUCCAGCCUGGGCAGUGCUGCUGUUUAAGUGUGAAGAGAUUCCUCUGUGUGCUAGAACCUGCAAAGUGUAGCUUGGAAAUGAUGAUCCGUGUGAUGAUGACUUUUCUGUCUUUCCUCUUCGAGAGGAGGUGAUUCAUAGACCCCCGACUGCGUAUGUAAUGUAAAUAGUGUACAUUUAAUUUAUUGCUAUGGUAGCACAUUGUACUUGUUAAUGUAUAAAAGAAAUUCUAAAAGGUUGACAAAUGUAUAUUUUGUUGCUUAAAUGUGUCUUUGCAGAAAUUGACAAUAAAUACGAUAUUUUGUGUC
Balaenoptera musculus (blue whale) is the source of this 6815-nucleotide messenger RNA. RefSeq names its product RAP1 GTPase activating protein 2 (gene RAP1GAP2). The transcript is spliced from 26 exons. Gene Ontology annotation, cellular component: plasma membrane; cytoplasm. Gene Ontology annotation, molecular function: GTPase activator activity. Gene Ontology annotation, biological process: regulation of small GTPase mediated signal transduction; activation of GTPase activity. The record is from RefSeq and is a predicted model, not a curated record. Bases 59 to 2377 code for a protein of 772 amino acids. NCBI's taxonomy places the organism in Eukaryota, Metazoa, Chordata, Mammalia, Artiodactyla, Balaenopteridae.